Messenger RNA from Diatraea saccharalis (sugarcane borer), 1698 nucleotides. The record is from the annotation of a GenBank genome assembly. Lineage: Eukaryota; Metazoa; Arthropoda; Insecta; Lepidoptera; Crambidae.
GAAGUCUUGUGGUACUCUUUGAUAAAGAGAACUAUUUUCUUUCACAGCUUUUUUAAUUAAUAUCAUAUUUUUCAAGAAACUUUACAGUAUAUUGAUUUAUGUUUGUUCUAUUUGACACAGAAGAAGAAAAGAAGUGAUACUAACCUAAAUUUGAAGGAUCAUUGAGUUGGGUUUUAGAAAAAUACCAAAACUACCCAUAACGAUCAGUGUACUUAUAGCUGUGUAAUAGAAAGAAACAAAUAAUACAGUCAUCAUGGUAAAAGUGUAUGCACUACUGGUACUUUAUAAAGGAGUUAACAGUGGAACAGUAUUGAAGUCAGCUUAUGAUUUGCAGAGUUUCAGUUUCUUUCAAAGGAGUUCUGUACAAGAAUUUAUGAUGUUUGUCAGUAAAACUAUGGUUGAGAGGACACAGGCAGCUUCAAGACAGUCAUUCAAGGAGGGAGAAUACAUGUUACAUGUUUAUGUGAGGGCUGAUAAUCUCGCUGGUGUGCUUAUUUCUGAUCAUGAAUAUCCUAACAGGGUGGCUCACACCCUCAUCACCAAGAUACUUGAUGAAUUUACAGCUGCUGUUCCAGCUAGCAACUGGGCUACAGCCGAUGAGGCUUCAGUUGAUUUUCCAUUAUUACCUCAAUAUUUGGCUAGAUAUCAAAACCCCAAAGAAGCUGAUGCUUUGACAAAGAUUCAAAGUGAAUUGGAUGAAACAAAAAUAAUUUUACAUGACACUAUAAAGGCCGUAUUAGAAAGAGGGGAGAAGCUCGAUGAUAUGGUGGCCAAAUCAGAAAGUUUGACAAUGCACAGUAAACUGUUUUAUAAGACUGCUCGGAAAACGAACAGUUGUUGUAAUUUCUGAGAUAAUAGUAUAUAUGAAAUAAUGUUAUAACUCUUUAAUUUGAUGGCCAUAAUUGUUGCUUCAUGGGUUCAUUUUCUUUCAUGGUGUCUUUUGCUAUACAUUAAACUUGAAGUUUUAUUAAACUUGUGUUAAAUUUAUGGUUUGUUAUAACUUAUAACUUUAAUAUAAUCAAACACAUGUUGCGAGUUGAUAAAUUUUACUAUAGAGUAAUGAAUUGUUAUAACAAAGCUAAUCCUAAAUUAUGGCCAAUGAAUCCAAAAAUUAGGAUCGUGAGGUAUUUGUAACAUUGCACAUUUGCAACUUUUUUACAGAUGACUGAAAGUGAACCCAAAAUGUGCUGAAGCUUCACAGGAAGUUAGUGUUUAUUUCAUGAGUAUUAAUACCAACUACAUAUAUAUUUGUGUUAUGAUAUUUUUACGGCAUGAUUUAAUAAACAGAUUGGUUAUGUGUUAGAUAAUUUAAAUAUUUUUGUUAAUAUUAAUGGUAUAUGUAUCACAGUAAUUUUUUUUCUUUUUGCAAUUCUGAAUGUCAACUAUUAACUACUGUAUCUAUACUCUAUAUUUAUAAGCUUAUGUAUAAUGUCUUGAUUAGUUCUCAAAAAGAUUACAAGCAAUUUGAACUAGUGCUUUAAAUGUAACAGUAAUUGUAUAUCAAAAACCCCAUUAGCCAUAUAAAAAUGGCAGUAUAGAAAGAAUCAUAGGCAGUUUGAAUAGUGUGGAUGCCUUGGUAGAAAAGACUGUCACAAAUGUGUAGAUAAUCUACAGUGUGACAUUUCAACUCAAUGUAUCGAUCUAAUAUAUCAAUCUAAUAUAUUGAUUUGUUUCAUAUUUUCCAAUAAUCUACUUGAC